GUACAGAACUGUUAUCAUUUUCCUACUACGGAAAAAUCGGGUAUUUCUGGUUUCCGCAAACAAGUGGUACGAAUUACAAGUAAUAAACCCGCUAGCAAUAAAAUUAGGUUACAAAGGGAAUCAAAACAAAACACACAAAAACGUCAAACCAGAGUUGAGGUUAGGCACCGUGCAAAGAUCGCGUUAACCUUAUCGGAAUCCGGUUAUAAGGUUGGCUUAUUAGACAUUGAUCUGUGCGGUCUCAGCGUUCCAUUCUUGCUAGGACUAGAGGAUCACGAUGUUCACCAAUGUGAAGAAGGAUGGGUACCGGUUUAUACCAGUGCCGAAAAGAAACUGGCCGUUAUGUCGAUUGGUUUUCUGUUGAAGAGCCGAACCGAAGCUGUUAUUUGGCGAGGACCCAAGAAGACUGCAAUGAUCAAACAGUUUUUAGAGGACGUCGCUUGGGAUGAGUUGGAUUAUCUCAUUAUCGAUACUCCUCCGGGCACUUCGGACGAACACAUCACCGCCAUGGAAAGCUUGAAGGGAGUAAACGCAGAUUGUGACAACGCCUCAGGAAAUGGCCUUGGAAGACGUCCGAAAGGAGGUAGCUUUCUGUAAGAAAACUGGGAUACCAAUCAUUGGGAUUGUAGAGAAUAUGAGCGGCUUCAUGUGUCCCAAUUGUGCCGAAUGUACGAAUAUAUUCUCUUCGGGAGGUGGAUUAGCGUUGGCAGAACUGGCAAAAGUGCCCCACUUGGGGACGUUACCGAUCGAUCCACAUGUUGGUGGAUUGGGGGGUACGGGAAAGGUAUGUGUGAAUUAACUACCAGAUUGUACCACGUCACAAGUGCUGAGAGAUAUUGUUAAGGUUUUAACAGUGGAAAAGCAAUAAAACUUAAGCUUAAUUUGAAAUAAA
Sabethes cyaneus is the source of this 892-nucleotide messenger RNA. RefSeq names its product cytosolic Fe-S cluster assembly factor NUBP2 homolog. Gene Ontology annotation, cellular component: cytosol. The transcript has 3 exons. Gene Ontology annotation, molecular function: ATP-dependent FeS chaperone activity; iron-sulfur cluster binding; ATP binding. Gene Ontology annotation, biological process: iron-sulfur cluster assembly. The annotation marks the transcript as partial. The record is from RefSeq and is a predicted model, not a curated record. NCBI's taxonomy places the organism in Eukaryota, Metazoa, Arthropoda, Insecta, Diptera, Culicidae.